AUGGCUGACUUCGAUCAAGAUAUGCAAUGCUUACUGCUAUCGUUGAAAGCCAGUGAUGUUGUCCGAGGAAAACUCUCACAACUAGGCCUUACUACGGUACAUCUUUUGGCAGCGGUGGGUGAUGAAGAUCUCACAACGGCGUUUUCCUCUAAGGCGGACACUGUUACCACACGCACCACUGCGUUCGCGUUGAAGGCUGCUGCAAAGUUGGUGGUAUCUAUGAACGACGAUGUGGUCCCACUACCCGGUCAGCCCGAUGCCUUGCUGCGAUCUCUUGUCGAGGCCUGCCCAAAAACGGUGAAGGAUGGACCUCCUCCAGAAUUCCUUUCUCUGCCAAGGCAUAUGAAGAGGUUAUACGUAGCUCCUUUGACGUAUUCGGACUUUGCAGAAUCGGUCCCGCCUCGGAAUCAAACGCCUGCCUCAGCUAUCAGAUAUGAGGUCAGCUUGGACGGAUCAGUGGUGGCAGUCCAGAACAACAACAAACCCGGGAAAAUUGGUUUCUGCAGUGACUGGUAA
Molecule: messenger RNA, 516 nt
Organism: Perkinsus marinus ATCC 50983
Lineage: Eukaryota; Perkinsozoa; Perkinsida; Perkinsidae
Exons: 1
Coding region: 1-516 (171 amino acids)
Source: RefSeq, a predicted model, not a curated record